GCUCCCCAUCCAGCACCCCUUCAGAUGCCCCCAGUCCUGUGUCCACGACUCCCUCGCCCACCAGUGCCCCCCUCUCCUUGAACCCACGCCCCUCAGAUGCCCCCCAGCCCGUGUCCGGCUGCCCCGUCGCCCGCCGGCGCCCCUCAGAUUGCCCGCGCCCGUGUGCAGAUCCCCCGCUCGGCUGUCCGGUGCCCGGUCGCCCGCUUGGCCCGCCCCGUCAGAAUGCCCCAGCCAGUGUCCGGUGCCCCAUCGCCUGCCGGCGCCCCCAGAUGUCCCGGCCCGCUGUGCAGUGCCCCGUCGCGCCCGGCGCCCCCUCUCCUGAACCCCGCCCUCAGAUGCGCCGCAGCCCGGUCCGUGCCCCGUCGCCCGCCCGGCGCCCCUCAGAUGCCCCCGGCCCGUGUGCAGCUGCCCCGUCGCCCGCGCCAGGCGCCCCCUCUCCUGAGCCCGCGCCCCUCAGAUGCCCCCGGCCCGUUGUCGGGGUGCCCCACGCCCGCCCGGCGGCCCUCAGAUGCCCCAGCCCGUGUGCGGCUCCCGUUCGCCCGCCCGGCGCCCCCUCUCCUGAAGCCCAGCGCCCCCUCAGAUGCCCCCGCCGUGUGCGGUGCCCCGUCGCCCGCCCGGCGCCCUCUCAGAUGCCCCCGGCCCGGUCCGUGCCCCGUCGCCGCCCGGCGCCCCCUCAGAUGCCCCCGGCCACGUGUGCGGCUGCUCCGUCCGCCCGUCCGGACCGCCCCCUCAGGUGCCCCCGGCCCGAUGUCCGGUGCCGGUCGCCCGGCCUGGCGCCCCGUCAGAUGCCCCCGGCCGUGUGCGGUGCCCCGUCGCCCGCCGGCGCCCGUCAGAUGCCCCCGGCCCGUGUGCGGCUCCCGUCGCGCCGCCGGCGCCCCCUUCCUGAAGCCCGCGCCCUCAGAUGCCCCCGGCCCGUGUCUCGUGCCGCAUCGCCCGCCCGGCGCCCCCUUCUCCUGAAGCCCGCGCCCCUCAGUGCCCCCGGCCCGUGUCUGGUGCCGCAUCGCCCGCCCGGCGCCCCCUCUCCUGAACCCCACGCCCUUCAGAUGCCCCGGCCGUGUGCGCGGCCCCGGCGCCCGCCAGGCCCCCCUCAGAUGCCCCCGGCCCGUGUUCUGGUGCCGCAUCGCCCGCCCGCGCGCCCCUCUCCUGAACCCCACGCCCGUCAGAUGCCCCCGCCCGUGUGCGGUGCCCCGUCGCCCGCCCUGCGCCCCCUCAGAUCCCCCGGCCGUGUGCGGCUCCCGUCGCCGCCCGGCCGCCCCCUCUCCUCGAAGCCCGCGCCCCUCGGUGCCCCGGCCCAGCGCCGCGCGCGCGGUCCCUGCCCUCCGUCCCUCCCCGGCGGCGGGCGCGCGUCAUGCGGCGGCGGGCGGGGCGGUCUCGCACGCCAGCGCCCGGGGCGGAGCGCUCGCCGCAUUGUUUAG
This is a messenger RNA of Capra hircus (goat), 1415 nucleotides long. Its product is annotated as basic proline-rich protein-like. The record is from RefSeq and is a predicted model, not a curated record. The transcript is spliced from 2 exons. Lineage: Eukaryota; Metazoa; Chordata; Mammalia; Artiodactyla; Bovidae. The annotation marks the transcript as partial.